GGGAAGGCAAGGGGGUGAGUAGGAGGAAUGGCUUUGUUCCCAGAUGAGAGCGGAGUUUGGUAAAGCUUGGGCUGAGCUGCUGUGAGUUGAGUGGCUUAUCGACGCUCAAGCCUGCUAUACCCCGCCAUCAUCACUCCCCCAAACAGGUCAGACACUCGUUGACCGCCCUUCAAGCAGCCCUUGAGAUUGAUAUAUCUAGAACCUGCUCUCUAGCACAAAGAGCACAAACCCUCCCAUAUAUUUCUAGAUCCCCCUUGCCCUCGUCUAACUCUCUAACUCAGUUCCUCCACCUAUUACACCAUCAUGUCGGCCCCGUCCCUACCGCCCAACGUCCAUGUCUCAAGCCACCCAUGCUUGUUGGCGAAGCUCAGCCAGCUUCGGUCCAAGAACACUAGCCCAAGAGAUGUGAAGACACUGGUGCACGAGAUCUCCAUGAUACUAGGCUGCGAAGCCCUUGCCCAGACCAUCACAGCCUCGCCAGGUCCCCAGGACCAGACACCCCUCGGCUUCGAAUAUACCACGACCGAGGUGGGGCCGGAGACCAUCUCUCUCGUACCCAUCCUCCGGUCCGGCCUAGGCAUGGUAGAAGCAAUCCAAACCCUCCUCCCCGCCCCCGUCCCAGUGCACCACCUUGGCCUCUUCCGCGAGCCCACGACCCUCCAACCAGUAGAGUACUACAACAACCUGCCCAACCACCCGACGACCUCCCCGGACGCCCCCCAGCCGACCAGCCUGGCCGUGAUCCUCGACCCCGUCAUUGCCACGGGCGGCACCAGCGCCGCCGCGAUCCAGACCCUGCGCGAGUGGGGCGCCGCCCGCGUCCUCGUGCUGUCCGUCGUCGGCGCCAGGGAGGGCGUCGAGCGCGCCGCCGCAGAGUGGCCCGCGGGGGUCGAGCUCUGGCUCGCGGGCGUGGACCAGGAGCUGACGGACCGUGGGAUGCUGAAGCCCGGGCUGGGGGAUGUUGGGGAUCGGUUGUUCUUGACCAUUGGGAAGUGAGGGGGGGAGGUUGAUGAGAGGGAGUUGUUGCUCCUGGGGCAUUUCGGACGGGCUGCUGGUUGGUUGGAUGGCACGGUGAGAUUGUGGGGUGCAUGCAUAUCAAGGGGUUGUGGUUCCUAGGCAGUGGUUUCGGGGUAGGUGGCAGGCGUUAAAUGGAGUCUACGUUGAUCUAAGAGACACAGAGAGAGACAGGGCCAGGGCCUGCUGUU
Molecule: messenger RNA, 1205 nt
Organism: Phialemonium atrogriseum
Lineage: Eukaryota; Fungi; Ascomycota; Sordariomycetes; Cephalothecales; Cephalothecaceae
Product: uracil phosphoribosyltransferase-domain-containing protein
Exons: 3
Coding region: 304-996 (230 amino acids)
Source: RefSeq, a predicted model, not a curated record